AUGAUUAAUAGACCUCCAGUACCUAAAUUUAGAGAUGAAUGUCCUACUCCAAAGAGAUCUACUGACUUAUUAGAAGAAGUUUAACACUUGGUGUUCAAAAUGAAUUUGGAUGAUGCAAUUGAAAAAAAAGCAAUUGCAAUACUUCAUAACUUAAAUAUACCAAACACCUCACUACAUGCUUAGGCAUUAGUACAUUGUGCUAUGAAAGAGCUAAAUUACUCAUUACCAAAGGCAGAUGUUAAAGUAGAAUACCUUUCCAAAUGCAUUUAAAAUUAAUAUUCUUCUUUAAUUUCUACUUUAUGCCAAAAACUCAAAUUAAAUUCAAAAGCAACCCAAGUUUGCUGCUUUCUCUUAUAACAAAUGUAACCCUUAAUAAAUAAAUUGCCUAAAUCACUUCAAAACGCCAUAUCAGUCAAAAUUGCCACUGAUAUUAUAUAUUUGAAAUAAGGCGGCAUAAAUGCUAAAAUUAUUGCUCAGAUGGCGAAUAUUAAGGUGGAACAAUUCUAAAUCAACUUAAACAGAAUCAAACCCUUCGCUUUCAGAAUCAUAUAAGACCUAUUCAACUACAUUAAUAACAUUUCUUAAUGACUUUUAUAUAUUUGUUUAUAUUUAUUACUCUAAUAAAUUCACAAAAA
Paramecium tetraurelia is the source of this 635-nucleotide messenger RNA. RefSeq lists its product as uncharacterized. The record is from RefSeq and is a predicted model, not a curated record. Lineage: Eukaryota; Ciliophora; Oligohymenophorea; Peniculida; Parameciidae. The transcript has a single exon.